AUGAAAGUUCCCACCCCCGACCACGAAUUGAAGGGCCGUUGCUCCGUCAUUCACAACAACACCCUCUACGUCUUUUCCAAAAACGGUCUCCAGUAUAUCGACCUCGAGAAGGAUGCCAAAUGGCAUGCGCCCACAAGCUACACAAGCGGGGACCCUGUUCUGGUGGACGACGCUGUUUGUAUGCUAGGUGGCGUCGAGGGUAAUGAAGACGAGCAAGCCCUCUACGUCGUCGGCGGGACCGGCGGCGGCGAUUUUUACUCUGGCUUGCAGCGAUAUUCCUUCAAGGAUACAACCUGGUCAACCCUUGGCUCCGUCGGCGUUUUGACCGGACUCACUGGCCAUGGCGCUGGAUAUAUCAGUUCAAGCCACAAGAUUGUCGUGUUCGGUGGCAGUUCGUCUGGUGACACUGUUCCCGCCGGUCAGACAUUUACCAUUGAGACCGUGCCUCCAUACGGCAGUGGUUCUCAGCUCCCCCAGGGUGCCCCAAACUCCAAUAACCCCUAUCUUAUGGCAUGGGAUGCUUCCAAUGUUGCCAUGAUGGGCGGCCAGACGUCGAGCGCUGCUGUUUGGACCUUUAGCGAUACGACAGGAUGGACAACAUCAGGUGCAAGCUUGCCGUCACCAAGUACUGUGUCGGACACAACACAGCCUAUUGUGAUGGACGACUCCGCUGGUGGUAAGAUUUUGAUGACUUUCAACAUGGAUGGGUCCGCCGACUCCGUCCAGAGUUAUGCCUUGGUGAAUGAUGAGGGCAAGGCACAGGCUGCUACACCCCUCAAGCGCAGCUUAAGCGACUAUCCCACAUACAAUAGUUCAUAUGCGCCAUCGAAGAAAUGGCCGGAGUUUUCCCUCGCCCAACAGCAGGGAAUGGUUGUUGUCGCAGGUGGUAGUGGCGAUGAAACAUUGGCCAUUUUCAACCAAACCUCCAAUAGCUGGGCCAAUGCGACCGAAUUAUUCUACGGCAAGCCACAACAUACCUUGAAACAUCACACCACGACAACUUCGUUCACAUCCUCGACACCAACCUCGACCUCGACAUCCACCUCUUCCAGUUCCGCCUCUGUCACCCCAACGUCCACUUCCUCCUCCACCCCUGCCGCGGCUGCUGGUGGAAGCACCUCGCACGCUGAUUUGAAAACAAUCCUCGGUGCGACUUUGGGUAGCGUAUGCGGUGUCGCUAUCAUUCUUCUGCUCUUGCUCUUCCUCCUUCGCCGCAAGAAGCAACAGCAAAUACAAAACGGCCAGCGGCCCAAUGACAGCAAGGACCGUCUCAGCUUCCAAGACCAGGGCUUAGGCCACGACCAGGGCUUAGCACCCCUGGCUGCAGGUGCUUACCCAAUGGCAAAGAGUCCAGUCCCCUUUGCUUCCAUGUCCAAUGACUCGCUCGCCAUCAUGUCUGGCCGUGCCACCGGAGAGAAAUCUCUCAAACCACCGCCCAACAAUGGCUACGGGUUGUCAUCAAAACCUCGCGAUAGCAGCCCGUUAUCACCAAUCCCGUCCAGUGGUCUUGCGCCCUCGAGUAUGUACUCCCAGAGUUCCGAGGCCGCUGCCAUUGUCGCCGGUGGAGCCGCGGGAGCUGGAGCUGGAGCCGCAGUGGGAUCCAACAAGGCUGGUGAUCGGACAACAGACGAAGGAUGGGGCAAAUACUUCGAAGAUAAUAACGACACAUCCAAUCUCGGCAUGCCCGCUGAUCGGUCAACCGUCAGCUCGGUCUACACCAAAUCCGACUACCGCGGAAGUGCCUGGCCGAUGACGAACCUCGCCCCGAUCAACUUUGGCUUCCUCGACCAACCCAAACCACUCGGCCAGGUAUAUAGCGGCAGCCCGACAACCGAAAGCUCCUCUUCAGUCGGAAUCGGCCGCAGCCUCGCUAUCCCGGAAGCACAAUCCGCGCGGAUAUCUAGCGCCGACUCGAUUAGCCUCAUGUCGGACGAUGACCCCCACGACACAGCAUGGACAGGCGCACAUAAGCAAAGUUGGCUGGGACGACCACCCAGCAGCAAUUACAGCACCAGUUUCUAUAACUCCAGCACGCGAGAUCUGCAAAAUACCGGUUCGGGGUAUUUCCCCGAUAUGGACAACCGCCAAUCCCACGGUCGGAGGUCUAGCGUCAUCAUACCGGAUGAUAUCGAUGAGAUUCGCACACCAGGUCGCACUCAGAAUGUUAAUUCCGACAUGAGCUGGUUGAAUAUCCACGCCGACCGCUGA
This is a messenger RNA of Penicillium cosmopolitanum, 2208 nucleotides long. RefSeq lists its product as uncharacterized. Lineage: Eukaryota; Fungi; Ascomycota; Eurotiomycetes; Eurotiales; Aspergillaceae. The coding region runs from base 1 to 2208 and encodes 735 amino acids. The transcript has a single exon. Gene Ontology annotation, molecular function: protein binding. The record is from RefSeq and is a predicted model, not a curated record.